Molecule: messenger RNA, 537 nt
Organism: Rotaria sordida
Lineage: Eukaryota; Metazoa; Rotifera; Eurotatoria; Philodinida; Philodinidae
Source: the annotation of a GenBank genome assembly
AUGAUUAAUUCACAACGUAUCAUUCAUUUCAAUGUUCGAAUACGAUCACAACGAAAAUUUUUAAUUAUUCUACAAUUAAUUGCAAUGGGAAUGAAUAUACUCUACUUUAUUGCUGUUCACAUCGAAAUCACAAUUAAAUUGAAGACAAUCGAUGAAAAACUCAAAGAAGCAACGGCGAUUCUCGACGACAUUAUUGUAUCCUUGAUUAUUGAAUGUCUUGCGCUUUAUUUUCUAAUUAAAUUGGAUCGUCUUGGCAUACUUAUUUUUGCAUUGAUCGAAGUAACUUACUGGGUUCUGAUGGUUAUGACUAUGGUGUUCAUGAUUGUCGCUCACAUCACCAGUCAACCAGCAAUAAGUGCCAAUGAUCAAAAUACCAGUCAACCAGCUGUUGUAAGGAGUAUUGAUAUAGUUAUUAUAAUGCAUGGUUUGAUCACUCUGGUUGUGUCGAUUGUGAAAAUUAUCUUCAUGUUUAAAUUAGUCAAAUUGUUAAAAGAACACAAUGAACAAGAUAUACAACAGGAAUUUCCUUUAAUUUGA